AAAUAUCAACAAACUGUUCGAUGUAGUGCCUGCGACCUGUUGGCUGCGAAACUCGUGGACAAUAUAAAAGCGAAUAUUUAUAAAUUUUGCACAAAUUUCAAAACUACAGCCAUGAAGACACCACAUAGUAUGGUGUUUAUCAUUUUAUUUUAUUUUUGUCAACCGGGAUGGAGUCUACAAUUAUCUUCGGAUAACAGAAAAUAUGUUAAAUAUCUCACAAACUUCGGUUAUUUAUCGAGAAGGAGUUUAAGUUACUCGAAUGGAAUUACUUACGUCGAUGACAACAGUUUGAAAAAUUCUCUCGAAAGAUUUCAGAGAUACACUCGCAUUAGCACCACAGGUAUGCUAGAUGAUAGUACCAAGAACAUGAUGAAGUUAAACAGAUGUGUCGACCCAGAUGUGAGCCGACGACGUUCAAAAAGAUUUGUGAAGAUUGGUAACUGGAGGAAGAAGCAUAUUACGUACAAAAUAACACAAUACUCUUCAAAUUUAAGCAAGAGAGAAGUAGAUUCGCUGAUAUUUCUAGCGUUUUCCGUGUGGGCGGAACAUGGCGACUUUACUUUUACAAACAGACCCAACGGUCGAAGUGAUAUAGAGAUUCGAUUCGAGAACAUAGAACCACAGGAUGAAUCUAGGAUCACAUUUGGAAAUGCUAAAAACCAGAGGAGGGCCAGUAUAAUAACAUUGAAUGAUGCGGUGUCUUGGUCACAAGAUUAUAGAACGGGUGAACCGAACUUAUUUCAGACGGCAGCGCAUGAGAUCGGCCAUAUUUUGGGCUUGGGACACACCGACGUCACAGGAGCUAUGAUGUAUCCAAUAUAUGAUUUAGGCCAAAAACUUUUUAGUCUACACGAUGACGACAUACAGGGCAUCAAGGAUAUUUACGACAAUCUGGAUGUAGUGCAGUCCUACCCUGGCCGGUUCAAAUACAAAAAAGAUCGAAAUAAAAUAGUGACGACAUUCAACAACUUCCGCGAGACAAUCACCGACGCAAUACAAAGAAAUUUCGGUGAAACGCCGGAGAUCGACGAAUUGGACAUACCUGAGGAAUUCAUGGAUUCAUUUAAAUAACUUGAUAAAGAAGCAUAACUGAUGACAUUGACACUAUAAUACACACGUUUAUAUGAG
Molecule: messenger RNA, 1128 nt
Organism: Leptidea sinapis
Lineage: Eukaryota; Metazoa; Arthropoda; Insecta; Lepidoptera; Pieridae
Product: 72 kDa type IV collagenase-like
Exons: 8
Coding region: 112-1071 (319 amino acids)
Biological process (GO): collagen catabolic process; extracellular matrix organization; proteolysis
Cellular component (GO): extracellular matrix
Molecular function (GO): metalloendopeptidase activity; zinc ion binding
Source: RefSeq, a predicted model, not a curated record